UAUUUCGUACAGAUUUCGUGUUGUUUAUUUCCAAUGUGUGAUGUUAUAAUGACAUAAAGAUACAAGAAUGUUCAAGCAGAUUCACUAUUUCGGAUUGCUUCUUUUUAUAUUAUCAGUUAUAUAUGUGGCUAGGUCAGUUUUGAGACAUUUAUUUGACGACGAAAGCUCGCAAGUGGAUGAGUGGCUCGAUCAAAAUGAUCUUGGAGACUACAAGAAGUUAUUCAAGGAAUAUGGUAUAUCGACGCUGUCGGGUUGCGGCAGCCCGGAGGCGCUGGAGCGGCUGCCGGAGAUGCCGGCGGCGGAGGAGCGGCGGCUGCGGCGCGCGGCGCUGCUGCUGCAACAGCGACUCGUGCUGCGCCAGUGGCUCGUCACCCACCGACUGCAGCACGCGUACUCCAAGUUGCUCAGUCUGGACGUGUGUUCGUUGGAGGAUGUGUACUGGCUGGAGGACUCCACAGCGCGCCACGUCAUCGACGCUAAGGACUUCAGCGCAUGGUGCGCGGCGCGCCAAAGCUUGCCCACUGGCAAGGAGGCUCUGAUCAGCCUCAAGGCCGACCUUUGGAGCACUGUUGUAAAGAAUAGCAAGCAUCAGGACGCUUGGACAUGGGGCGGCAUGCUAGUGGUGUCGGUGUCGGUGUGCGGGCUGGUGACGCUGGCGGCGAUGACGCAGCCCUCGCUGGCGCCCGAGGCCAAGCACUCGCUGCUGCAGUACGUCACCGGGAAGUACCUGCACCCGCCCAGCUGCAAGGUGGAGUGGGGGUGGCAGGAGCCGCAGCCGGUGGGCGAGACCAUGUGCUUCACGGUGCUGUGCUACCAGCGCAACGGACACCCCUACCCCGUGUGCGACACCGACCAGCUCGUCGUCAACAUCACGCACGGCACCAGGAAGAUAUCGGCGGUGCUGGAGCUGGGCUCGGGCGACCCGGCGCAGGCGCACACCGCACGCGUCAAGUUCACCGUGCGCACCGCCGGACUCUACAUCAUAUCCAUCAUGAUCGGGGGUGCGCACGCGGCGGGGGGUCCGUUCCGCAAGUGGUUCGCGGCGGGUCGUCCGGCGGCGCGGCGGUCGCGGGUGGGGCGCGCGCCCGCCGCGCUCGUGUGCACUGCGGGCCGCCCGCGCCAGCUGCACGUGCACCCGCGGGACCAGUUCGACAACCCGGCGCCGCUCGCCACCGGCUUCUCUAUCGAGAUAAAGUCGGUGAGCGGCGAGGUUGACGAGAAGCUGUCGUCGGGCGCGGCGUUCGAGUACGACUCGGUGAACCAGCGCGCGGCGGUCGAGCUGUGCUUCCCCGAGCCCGGCGUCUACCGCGCCGCCAUCUACUACGACGGCGCGCUGCUGCACAACGGGGAGUUCGACUGCAUCGUGCUCACAGCGAGCGAGGCGGCGACGGUGCAGCGCGCGGUGUGCGGCCGCCGCGCGCAGGCUAGCUUCGAGGCGCGCCUGCUGGGCCCCGCGCGGCCCCGCAAGCUGCUGCUGCUGCUCAACAACAAGCACCUCAUGCUCAAGGACUACGUGCUCAAGUUCAUACCCAAGCGCGUCACCACCUACAGACUCUGCCCCUCCACUAAGCUGACGCUGCUCCCGCGGAGCGGGGCUGGCCCGGGCGGGGAGUUCACGCUGGAGGACGGGGCGCAGGCGGUGCGGCUGUACGCGCCGCAACGCGACCUGCUCGCCGCCGCCUUCACGCAGCUCCUCAUCGCCAACUGCGGCGGAGAGGACUCCUUCAAGAACAAGCAGGAGUUCUUCUACAGCGAGAUGCGCAAGGCGCACGCUCGACACCCGCAUGACAAGCUGCCGCUGCGCGUGGUGCGCGCCGAGCUGGUGCGCAGCAGCCUGCGCGCCACCCGUCACUUCACCGUCGCCGACUGGUGCCGCAACUUCGACAUCACCUUCCAGGGCGAGCAGGGUGUGGACUGGGGCGGCGUGCGGCGUGAGUGGUUCUCGCUGGUGUGCGCGCAGCUGUUCGACCCGCGCUUUGGACUCUUCGUGCCCUUCCGCGACUCCCCCACCGCCCUCGUGCACCCCAACCCGCAGCGCCCGCCGCAUUUCCAGUUGAAGCACUUCGAGCUGGCGGGCAAGCUGGUGGGCAAGUGCCUGUACGAGUCUGCGCUGGGCGGGUCGCACCGGCAGCUGGUGCGGGCGCGCCUCACGCGCUCCUUCCUCGCGCAGAUCAUCGGCCUGCGCGUGCACUACAAGUACUUCGAGCAGGACGACCCGGAGCUGUACCUCUCCAAGAUCAAGUACGUGCUGGAGACGGACCUGGACGCGGAGGACGCGCUGGAGCUCACCUUCUCCGAGGACGUGUACGACGCCUCCGGCCGCCUGCUGAACACCACCGACCUCGUGCCCAACGGCUCCACCAUUAAGGUGAGCAACGCGAGCAAACUGCAGUACCUGGAGGCGCUGGCGCAGUGGCGGCUGGCGGCGCGCGUGCGGCGCGAGGUGGCCGCCUUCCUGCGCGGCCUGGCGCUGCUCGUGCCCACCAACCUGCUCGCCAUCUUCGACGAGAACGAGCUCGAGCUGCUGGUGUGCGGCACGGGCGAGGUGUGCGUGGCGGACUGGCGGGCGCACGCGCUGGUGGCGGGCAGCGGGCGCGCGUGGGAGCGGCUGCUGGGCUGGUUCUGGGCCGCGCUCGCCAACUUCAGCGGCGAGGAGCGCGCGCGCCUGCUGCAGUUCACCACCGGCUGCUCGCAGCUGCCGCCCGGCGGCUUCCAGGAGCUGAACCCGCGGUUCCAGAUAACGGCGGCGCCGACGUUCGGUGCGCUGCCGACUGCGCACACCUGCUUCAACCAGUUGUGCCUCCCGGAUUACGACAGCUACGAGCAGCUGGUGCACGCGCUGCUGUGGGCCAUCAACGAGGGCGGCGAGGGCUUCGGCAUGAUAUAAGCGACCCCGCCCCUACCCCACAGGUAUUACAACUACACGCCCCGGGAGCCCAGGGUCUCCCCGGGUCUGUGUCGACCAUGAAUAAAACCUGUAAAUAUUUAAAUGGUUGUGUCUUCGUAAAAUAAUAUCAUUAUACUUGUAAUUGUGACACAACGGAUAAAUGAAAUCUCUUUCAGUAAUAGGAAGAAUAUUGCAACACAUUUGGGUAAGCCGAAGUAUAUUGAAGUAAAUCAAAUAAAAAAGACGUUAGUCAACAUUUUACCUUA
Messenger RNA from Papilio xuthus (Asian swallowtail), 3153 nucleotides. Its product is annotated as apoptosis-resistant E3 ubiquitin protein ligase 1. Gene Ontology annotation, cellular component: cytosol; cytoplasm. Gene Ontology annotation, molecular function: ubiquitin protein ligase activity. The record is from RefSeq and is a predicted model, not a curated record. NCBI's taxonomy places the organism in Eukaryota, Metazoa, Arthropoda, Insecta, Lepidoptera, Papilionidae. Bases 68 to 2887 code for a protein of 939 amino acids. Gene Ontology annotation, biological process: negative regulation of apoptotic process; ubiquitin-dependent protein catabolic process; protein polyubiquitination. The transcript has 17 exons.